Grosmannia clavigera kw1407 is the source of this 1338-nucleotide messenger RNA. Its product is annotated as mis12-mtw1 family protein. Gene Ontology annotation, biological process: mitotic sister chromatid segregation; cell division. The record is from RefSeq and is a predicted model, not a curated record. Gene Ontology annotation, cellular component: MIS12/MIND type complex. Bases 1 to 1338 code for a protein of 445 amino acids. NCBI's taxonomy places the organism in Eukaryota, Fungi, Ascomycota, Sordariomycetes, Ophiostomatales, Ophiostomataceae. The transcript has 5 exons.
AUGACGACUCUCAUUCAGACCCGGAUACCGCUGCAGGAUUUGAGCAUGACCAACCAGUCCGAUCGACGCUACAGCAAACGUCUGGCCGCCACUGCUGUAUACGAUGAACAGGAUGGUGAUUUCCACUUCACCCGGGGCUCCAAGAAGGUCAAGACGUCGGCCGAGCCAGAGCCGGUGCCGGCAACGACGACUACGACGAGCAGGCCCAAGAAGGGCACGGCCAACGGGCGUACAAGCAUCAGCAACAGCAGCAAGCUUCACAACACGAUGGGCCGCAGACGAGCGUCCCCAGCACCGCCAUCCCCAAUAGCGCUGCCAUUCAGCGACACGCCGAUCAUCAACCGCAACAAGGAGCUGCGACGACAAGCAGGCGGCCAGCGACGUAGCAGCGUGGGAAUGCGCGGGCGACGGGCAAGCUCGCUAAUCGACAACGGGCACAGCGCGCUGCCGCACCGGGCUGUCGACACGGCCGAGUUUUACAAGCACAUCGAGGCGGACCAGGUGGAGCCACGACGCAUGCGGCAGCUGCUGGUGUGGUGCGGCGAGCGGGCGCUGUCGGAGAAGCCGCCACAUGGAUCAGCAAACGCGAGCGCGAUCUUGGGAGCGCGGGCGAUACAGGACCAACUGCUCAAGGACUUUGGCAGCCGGGCGGAGUUCUCCAACUGGUUUGAGCGAGACCACAUGCCAGAAGAGCUAGCCAAGGAGCGGAAGAAGACAGUGGUGCUGAAGCCGAACCCGCGGAACAUUGAGCACGAAGAGAAGAUUGCCGAGCUGGAAGCACGGAUAAAGAGAUUGAAAGAAGAGAAGAAACGGUGGCUCGCACUGGCAAAACCACUGCCAGAACUGCCGCCGCUGUAUGGUGCAAGCGAAGAUGCAGAGAGAAGGCCGCCAGCACCAGACGCGACGUUGCUCGAUCCGGAAGAAGCCAAGAUGCUGGAGGCCGUGAUACCGGUCGCAGGAUCAGCAUCAGUACCAGCAGCAACACCAGCACAAGGCACAUUACAGCAACCACGGCCACAACUGCAGCCACCUCCAGGGCUGUCGUCGGCAGCCGCAUUCCGGGCGCAGCUGCUGGCGCGACUGCAGAGGUUGCAGACGACAGCGCCCUUCCAGAUCGACCAUCUGGCGUACGGGGUGCAUGUGUUGGACCAGCGAGUGGCAGUGGCUGGCCAGGAAGCGGACCGGCUGCUGCGGUUGAGCGCGGCGCGGCUUAAAGAGCGCGAGGACCGCGAAAAGGCAGCCGUGGGCACCAAGGCACUGCCGAUGAUGGAGGUAUUGCGCAGUCUCGGCCGGAUCUUGCCAGACGACCAGGGUGGAGGCAGCGGGGGUGGCAGCUGA